CUUUCACGACACUCCUUCCGGCACCUUCUUCCACCUUCGCAGACGUGACCAUUCGGUCUCCUCUUGUCGACUACGGUACACUCACAAAACUCCCUUCGACAAUCCUCGGAAGGCCGACAACUUCAUUCAUACUCUCCAUCUCCUCGACCCGUUGAUUCGGCUGUCGGGACCCUGCCUACGAACAACUACUCACUCAACCACAACCCCAGGAACUUUUUAAUCAACGACCCAUUUGGACUGGACUUUUGGAUCAGGAUCCCUUGCUGGCCGUAGGAAAAUACUAUCCAGUGUUUUCUUCUUAUUUUCCUUUUCUGUCUGCCGUGCCAUUUUGGAUUAUCUUUCCGGCCCUAGGAUCUACUUCAACCUAUAUACCCAGUUCUAGGAUUUUGUCAGAUACAAUCAGAUAACAUGCAGCAACAUGCCAUUUUCGGUUACCAAACCCCUCCGCCAUCUCCCGGAUUCGAUCAUCCCAAGGUCCCGGUUCAACAGCCCUUUGCUGCUCCUCGACACUUUCAGGCCCGAUGUAUUCCUCUCGCCCCGGAGGCCAGGCUGGGCCGCGUGCUUGAGGGCACUCUCCAGUUGACUGACAUCCUUGGCACCGGCGCUUAUGGCGUCGUCUACCUGGCUGUCGACCUUAAGACCGGAGGUAAAUACGCUGUCAAGUGCUUGAGCAAGUUCAACCCCGAUGGAACCCCUUUGGAACAAAGACAAUUUGCCUACCAACAACGAGAGAUUCGUCUACACUGGAAGGCAUCGGAGCACCACAAUGUGGUUCAGAUGCUCAAGAUUGUUAAUGAUCCUGACUGCAUCUAUGUUAUUCUUGAAUACUGUCCCGAAGGUGACUUGUUCUUGAAUAUCACAGAGCGUGGUCAAUACGUUGGUAAGGAUGAAUUAUCAAGGAAUAUCUUUCUCCAAAUCCUGGAUGCCGUUGAACACUGCCACAACCUUGGAAUCUACCACCGGGAUCUUAAGCCGGAGAACAUCCUAGUGACAGACCACGGAGACACUGUUAAGCUGGCUGACUUUGGUCUUGCCACUUCUGAUGAUCGAUCCGAGGACUACGGAUGCGGUUCAACAUUUUACAUGAGUCCAGAAUGCCUGGACCCCUCUGCUAGGAAGCCCUACUAUCUAUGCGCCCCCAAUGAUGUCUGGAGCCUUGGAGUUAUUCUCGUCAACCUCACCUGUGGACGCAACCCAUGGAAGCAAGCCUCUUCCCAGGACUCUACUUACCGUGCCUAUGCCGGAUCCAAGGACUUUCUCAAGACCAUCCUCCCUCUUUCAGAUGAAUUGAACGACAUUCUGGGACGCAUCUUCGAACCCAUCCCCGAGCAACGGAUCACUCUUCCAGAGCUCCGACACAAGAUCAUGGCCUGCUCCAUGUUUACCGUGCCGCCCAUGUCGGCUGUACCGACACCUCCGGCCUCACCAAACCACAUUAUCGAAUACGUUUCUUCCGAGGACGCCAUCAUUGACGACUACGACUAUGAUUCACCCGCCUCAGAUGAUGAGGGUUCGCUCACCUCGAGCGACUCUACCAUUGAUGACCUGGACGACGAGUUUGAACAGGAACGCCAGAUGCCCCAGACUCCCCCCGAGUUUGCCCCGCACACGUUCGACCCUGAGGACCCCAAAGAACACCAACUCAUCUACCACAGCCAGGAAUUCGUUCCCCAGAAGUACUCUGGGCCCAUCCCCGUGCCAGUGGCCGUUCCCCCUCAACCCAUGCUUUGCCAACAGGUUCCUAUGCCAGUACAGGCUCAGGUCCCCGUCCAAGCUCCUUGUCAACCCAAAUCAUACUUCCCUAUCUGGGAUAUGGUUAAAUACGUUCAACAGGUGCCGAUGCUUCAGCACCAUGUACCUUUCCAUCAACAGGUCCCCUUUAUGCCCACGUUCCAAGGCUGUUAUUAAGCUCGCGACAUAAAACGUCACCUGCUUUCAACAUAACAACCACUUCUAUUAUCAUUACGACCUUACCUGGAUGAGAUACCACCAAGGCCUUAACCCCGCAGGCCGAGGACACUAUUUGAUUCUACCAUUUACCACCUUGGAUAUUACUCGACAUUUUUAAUAUCGACCCUUGGCCCUGUAUACCCACCACUGAGGGGACCACACCACUCACAGGAACCCAGCUUAAAGGCCGUGCAAGGAUACGCCUACCAAAAAUAUUUUACGACCCUAUGAAUGACAGUCUGGGAUUGUUUCUUUUCGGCCUCGAUUCCACAUCUUGGAUCAGCGUUUCCGGUUUUUAUUUUAUUACUCUUUUCUUUUUCCUUUGUCACAAAAUUUUAUUUUCACUUAUAAAAUACCUUUUUAAAAAGCGAGGAGUUUUGUCUUUUCGAAUCUUAUGAGGAUGGGCAAGAUAUCAGUUGUAGAAGCAUGAUGUUUGGCGCAUCAAGAUUUUUAUGGGGGGCACCUUUUGUUUUCUCUACAAAGACAGAAUGUCUGGAAGAUGGAGUUGUCCACUUCCUGACUUUGUCCUUUUCUCUCUCUACCAGCCAAGACUGGCCCACUAUUGGAAACCCGGAUAUACCAGAGGAUAACGACAUUUGUGUUAUUUGUACUCCUCGUUUUUGUUUACUGCUAUGACUGUCUUGGAAAGGCGCUUGUCUUUUUUCUGAUAGAAGUGGGAAGAAUAGCCAUGGGUAGUGCUCGAGUUGGAUCAGAGAUACCUCUUUCAAUUAUUUUUAUCAUGACGGAUCGGACGAAGGAGUUACUUUUCUUUUUCCAGCGAGGAAGAAAAGAGAAUGAACAAGAUGUCUUGGAUUUGACACUUGUUACAAGAUUAGAGAAGAAGACAUGGCUCGAUAGCCACAGCGCAUAAAGCAUAGCAUUGCGUCGCGCAACAUACGUUUACUGAGGGAAGACGGCACCUCGCACAAAAAAGAUGCAUCUGCCGAUCAUCCAAUGAAUGAAAGA
Molecule: messenger RNA, 2916 nt
Organism: Fusarium graminearum PH-1
Lineage: Eukaryota; Fungi; Ascomycota; Sordariomycetes; Hypocreales; Nectriaceae
Exons: 2
Coding region: 409-1908 (499 amino acids)
Biological process (GO): peptidyl-serine phosphorylation; autophagy
Cellular component (GO): cytoplasm
Molecular function (GO): ATP binding; protein serine/threonine kinase activity
Source: RefSeq, a predicted model, not a curated record